This is a messenger RNA of Papaver somniferum (opium poppy), 2179 nucleotides long. Its product is annotated as probable glycosyltransferase At3g07620. The record is from RefSeq and is a predicted model, not a curated record. Gene Ontology annotation, molecular function: glycosyltransferase activity. NCBI's taxonomy places the organism in Eukaryota, Viridiplantae, Streptophyta, Magnoliopsida, Ranunculales, Papaveraceae. The transcript is spliced from 5 exons. Bases 233 to 2065 code for a protein of 610 amino acids.
AUCCAACUUGAUAUAAUAAUGAUGGAGAGUAAAUGAUAGGUAGAGUAGAUAGAUUCUGUACUUAUCACUCCUGCAAAAAAAAAAAAUCCAAAAGCAUUUCAUCUCUAAAAUUUGUAGAAGAAAAAUGAGAUCCGAGCAGCUAGUACUUCAUUUACAGGUUGAGUGAGAGAAAUGCUCUGAUUAAAAAUCAAUCCAAUUGAAUAUAAUUUGCUGGGUAUAGACUUUGUUUACCAUGAAGUUUGCUGCUGCACACCAGCAUCAAAAACCAUGUCUAGGAACAAACAAAUUUAGGAUUUUGGUCUUGGGAAUGGUAGCAAUUGUCUUUAUAUUUCUUCAGACUUUAAUCAUUCCGUCCGAAAAUAUACCGGGCACUACAAUGUCAAUACAUGAAAGAACUAGCAUUUUGGUUGGGGAUGAUUUCUCCUCUAUGAAUGAUUCAGACUUGAUAUAUUCGCCUAAGCUUCAAAUCGAGGAUUUUGAUAUUAACUUGGCGGAAUUUGAGCUCGGAGGAGAAGAAACAAUAAAUGACAAAGAUGUGACUAAUGUGUUUAUGAGGAAAAUGGAUGGAAGCAAUGGUGUUAAUGAUUUGUCAUUCAAGGAAGUCUUGGUAAGGGAUAAGGAGUCUGUUAUGGAUCAAGAUGUGGUUAGACGAGAUAACAAAGAACAGUUUAAAGGUGAUUUAUUGGAACGGAACAAUCAAGUUGUUGACAUUGAACAUAAUGUGACACUGCAAAGAGGUUCUGUUGCUUCUACAAAAAGUUCUUCGAUAUUAAAUUCACCUAUAGUUAAGAAGAUGAGGUGUGAUAUGCCACCGAAGACAGUAAUGACAAUGGAGGAAAUGAACCGUUUGUUGCUCAGGAAACGUGCUUCUCAACCUAAAAUGAAACCAGAGUGGUCAUCAAGACGUGACCAUGAACUUGUAUCUGCAAGGUCACAGAUAAAAAAUGCUCCUAUAGUUGGGAAUGAUCGAGACCUUUAUGCUCCUCUGUUUCGGAAUGUUUCCAUGUUUAAAAGGAGCUAUGAACUAAUGCAACAGAUACUCAAAGUCUACAUUUACAAAGAAGGAAAACCACCCAUUUUCCAUGUUCCAAUUCUGAAAGGGCUUUAUGCCUCUGAAGGAUGGUUCAUGAAACUAAUGGAGAGUAACAAAAAGUUUGUCGUGAAGGAUCCAAAACAAGCUCACUUGUUUUACAUGCCUUUUAGUACUCGAAUGCUGGAACACGCAAUGUAUGUACGUAAUUCACACAACCGGACAAACUUAGCUUUGUAUUUGAGGGACUACACAAACAUGAUUGCCUCAAAAUAUUCUUCCUGGAAUAGAACCAAUGGAGCAGAUCAUUUUUUCGUCGCUUGUCAUGACUGGGCUCCAUACGAAACAAGGCACCACAUGGAGCGUAGUGUUAAAGCGAUGUGCAAUUCUGAUGUUACUCAAGGUUUCAAGAUUGGCAAAGAUGUAUCCCUUCCAGAAACAUACGUGAGAUCUGAAAGGAACCCUCAAAGAGAUAUUGGAGGGAAAGCACCGUCUAAAAGAUUAAUUCUUGCUUUCUUUGCUGGAAGCAUGCACGGAUAUCUUCGCCGCAUUCUGAUAGAGCAGUGGAAGGACAAAGACCCAGACAUGAAGAUCUUUGGUCCCAUGCCUCCAGGUGUAGCUAGCAAAAUGAAUUACAUCCAACACAUGAAAAGCAGCAAAUAUUGUAUAUGUGCAAAAGGUUAUGAGGUUAAUAGUCCCCGGGUGGUUGAAGCGAUCUUCUACGAAUGCGUUCCCGUGAUUAUAUCAGACAAUUUUGUCCCUCCAUUUUUCGAGGUGCUAAACUGGGAGGCAUUCUCAGUUAUUGUUGCAGAGAAAGAUAUUCCGAAGUUAAAAGACAUACUUGUAUCAAUCCCCGAAGAGAGAUACUUAGAAUUGCAACUUGGAGUGAGAAAGGUGCAACAACAUUUUCUUUGGCAUCGGAAUCCUGUGAAGUAUGAUCUCUUCCACAUGACCCUUCAUUCAAUUUGGUAUAACAGAAUUUUUCAGAUUAGACAUGGAAGCAGGAAUCAAAGCCCAGGAGGGCUAAAACAUUAAGAAUCUCUUGUAUAAAUAGAGAGGAAAACUCACCAUGACCGAGUUCUUAAUGGUGAGUGCUUGUAGUAUUCAUUGAAUCAAUAUAAUCCUAAAAUUUGAAUCUUUGAUGCAUUA